Molecule: messenger RNA, 1602 nt
Organism: Truncatella angustata
Lineage: Eukaryota; Fungi; Ascomycota; Sordariomycetes; Amphisphaeriales; Sporocadaceae
Exons: 4
Coding region: 1-1602 (533 amino acids)
Source: RefSeq, a predicted model, not a curated record
AUGCCAAGGAAACGUAGCAAAGCGACGGGCUACAUUCUGGACCGCAAUGUGAGGGAAGAUUGUGAUGAGCAGAGGGCAUCUCUUGGGAAACAGCAACCACAUCGAACCCAAUGUCCCUUAAUGAGCCCUGAUGGUAGUGUGAAAGAACCAAUCGAUAGGCCCGGGUUCUUACAUUGCUUACGGAAUCCCGAUGUGCCUUCCCAACCGCCUAGCAAUCGUUCACCCUCAAACGAGCAGGGUCAAUUCGAUGGAUUAGAAGGUUGUGCCGUGGUCGACUUCUAUUCUUGCGUGCGAGACUUGACUUUGCUCUCUCUAGAGAAUGAAGAAAAUCUAUCCGUGCGAUUCAUUGAACACUUCUUUAACACAGGGGAUGCCGUUUCAGAAAUAUUUUGUAAAGCUUGCCUUUUGGAAGAGUGGCGUGACUUCACUCAGACAUACGAAUCAAUGAAUCGUGAUGAGGCCUUUGCGUUCAUGGCCAUCGUCUACGGAGCCAUGUCAAUCAGCCUGUUAUACUGUCGAUCACUGGGGGUAUUAGCCCCCGGCGAUAUCCCAGCCGAGGACCGCCUGAUACUUCGAAGUCUCGAGCUCUGCUCCAUGUGCUUGGACUGUAGCAAUUUGAACGAGGCUGGGAGAUACAAAGUCGAGGCAGCUGCUGUUCGCCUGACCGCCGAGCUUUACAUAAAAUUUAACCUACAGAAAGCCUACGCAUCAGUAGGGCAGGUGCUGGCCCUGGCCGAGUCCUUGGGAUACACAAAUUUGAGCGAAGCCCCAGUCUGCGAGGCGGGACGACGUCAGGAAACCUGGCUAUAUCUACGCCAUUGUCAAUAUUAUGUCAGUUUCUACUACGGCAAAAUCCAGACAGUUCUUCCAAAACGGAAUCAAAGCUGGACUGUUCAUUACAGGAUGACAAAGGAUCCUAUCCACUGCCCAGUCAAACCUUGUCCUCGCUCAACGCUGGCCCUUAUCCACAAGAUCGAGGAAGCGGCUACUGACAUCGGUCUGCGAAUCUUCCAGGAGACAAACAUUACUGCCGAGGCGCUACAGGAGUUUGAUCACCAGCUAGAGGAAAUCUAUAAACAACAGCUCAAACAUGUAAUGGGGCAUCUUGUCGAGACUUUUCAGACAAGGCAGAUGGUCAUGAUCGUGUACCACGCCGCCCGACUCGUCUCCCAUCGCUGGGCAUUACUUGGAGAAAAUAUACACCGGUCGGAUGCGAUCUCCACCUUCUCCAGACAGAAAUGCCUGCAAUCUGCAAUGGAGAUACUUACAAUCCAAAGAAUUCUCCAAAAUCACCGCAAGUCGCACAAUCCGUCAAUGCUCAGCCCUCUUAUCUUGUGUGAUUUCUUACUCGCGCAGACAGUGCUGCGGCUGGAGCUAUCCUACUUGAUACGCGUGCAUAAUCCCGCACCAGCUUUCGAACAACAUCGACAGGUCUACUACUCGAGCACAACAAUCUCCGAAAUACUUCGAGACUCCUUGCAAGCCUGGGGGGAACUAGAUAUGAUAAGCGUCCCGUGGAACGCCAACUUAGUGUGUCAAGAGACGAAAUCAACCUUGAGCGAUCAUGAUCACAUGGUUAUCAACGAAGUCCAUCACGAAUAG